This is a messenger RNA of Aegilops tauschii subsp. strangulata, 2302 nucleotides long. RefSeq names its product probable galacturonosyltransferase 10. Gene Ontology annotation, molecular function: polygalacturonate 4-alpha-galacturonosyltransferase activity. Lineage: Eukaryota; Viridiplantae; Streptophyta; Magnoliopsida; Poales; Poaceae. The record is from RefSeq and is a predicted model, not a curated record.
CUGCCGCGCCGCGCCGCGCCGUGCGAGAUCUGAGGUCCGCGCGGAAGGAGAAGGGAACCCAUCCUCGCGAGAUCCCGUCGGGCGCCCUCCCCGCCGGCGUCGCCCCCGCUGCAGGAGCCGGCGCGGCGAUGGUGCGGCCGGCGGGCCUCCUCGACCCGGCGACGAGGCGCCGCCCCUUCCUCGACCAGCGCCGCCCGUCCUUCCGGCGCCGCUGGCAGCAGCGCCCGCUCUGGGCCCGCCUCCUGCUCUCGCUCCUCCUCGCCCUCGCCUGCGCCCUCCUCCUCCUCGGCCUCGCCGGCUCCCCCGACCCCUCCUCCCCGCCCUCCACCGACGCCUCCUCCUCCGGAUCCGCCGAUGCCGUCUCCUCCCCUCUCCUCCGCCAGAGAUCUUACCUCGAGGUUAUCACGGACACGCACAACAUGACGGACGAAAUGCUGAGCGCUCACUCGCUUUCCCGCCAGCUCAUGGACCAGAUUUCCCUCGCAAAGACCUACAUCACGGUCGCGAAAGAAGCCAGCAACCUGCAGUUCGUGGCGGAGCUUGGUGCGCUGGUGCGGCGGGAGCAGAGCAUCCUCGCGCGUGCCGCUGCCAACGGUGGCACGGUGGUCAAGGAGGAUGCGGAGAAGGCGAUCAGGGACAUGGCCAUGCUGUUCUAUCAGGCUCAGCAGUUCCGUUACGACAGCGCGGUCACCAUCUUGAAGCUGAAGGGCCAGAUUCUGUCCCUGGAGGAGAAGUCCAAGGCCGAGGCGGACAAGAGCACAAAGUAUGGCCAGAUUGCUGCCGAGGAGCUCCCAAAGGGGCUUUAUUGCCUUGGUGUCCGGUUAACCAUGGAAUGGUUCAAGAGUGCCGAGCUUCAGAGGAAGUUCUUGGAUAGGAGCCCAGCAGUGCAGAGCAAUCUGAGGGAUAACAGCCUCUAUCACUAUUGUGUUUUCUCGGAUAACAUCAUUGCUGUCUCUGUUGUCGUCAACUCUACAACUCUGAAUUCAAAGCACCCUGAAAAGAUUGUUUUUCAUUUGGUGACCGAUGAGGUCAACUAUGAUCCAAUGAGGGCUUGGUUUGCCUUGAAUGACUACAGAGGGGCCAUUGUGGAGAUACAAAAGGUGGAGGACUUCACCUGGCUAAAUGCUUCGUAUGUUCCUGUUCUUAAACAGCUCCAGGAUGCUGCUACACAGAAUUUCUACUUCUCUGGAAGUGGUAAUCGCGGAACACCAAUCAAGUUCAGAAAUCCAAAGUACUUAUCAAUGCUCAACCACCUGAGGUUUUACAUCCCAGAAAUUUAUCCAGAACUGCACAAGGUGGUGUUUCUUGAUGAUGACAUUGUUGUUCAGAAGGACCUAUCAGAUUUGUUUACAAUCAACCUCAACGGUAACGUUAUGGGGGCAGUUGAGACUUGCAUGGAGACGUUCCACAGAUUUCAUAAGUAUCUCAAUCAUUCUCAUCCUCUGAUUCGUGCUCAUUUUGAUCCUGAUGCCUGUGGCUGGGCGUUUGGUAUGAAUGUGCUUGAUCUUGUUGAAUGGAGGAACAAGAAUGUCACAGGUAUAUAUCAUUAUUGGCAGGAGCGCAAUGCUGAUCAUACCCUGUGGAAGCUUGGAUCUUUACCACCUGGGCUUCUUGCUUUCUAUGGCUUGGUUGAAGCAUUAGACCCAAAAUGGCAUGUCUUGGGGCUGGGCUACACAACUGUCGAUCCUGAUACUAUUAAGGAAGGUGCAGUAUUGCAUUACAAUGGAAACUUGAAGCCAUGGCUGAAAAUUGGGAUGGAGAAGUACAAGGGCUUCUGGGACAACUAUGUGGACUAUUCACACCCUCUGCUUCAACGGUGCUUCAUGCGCUGAGUAUUGUGUAUCAAUAUUAGAACUUUUUGUGACCUUUUGAUGGACAUGCUUCAAAUGCAUAGCUUGAACAGGCACACACGAACAUUCUUGUGAAUUCGAUAGGCUUCGUUCACAAGUUACACCCUCAGAUUAAACAUGGACAGUUGUUUAUGCUGGCAUGUGUAGUCGAUAAGGUACAUCGACUACAGGUAUGACCGGCCAUACAGGUAAUAGCAGAAGAGCUAAGAUUGGCAUUCAGUAGGCUGCUACUUGAACAGCAUCAAGUACAUGGCUUCAUAACUUGCAACCACCAAUGUAAUUUUUUCCAUUUUGAUUUUUUGGUGAAACUGGAGGAAGGGCAUAAUUGUAGAAUUGAUUUAAAUUAUUGAGGUGCUACAACAAGUUUUGAGAUACAUAUUUAUUGGAUAUUCAGACAGGUCAACCUUUUUUUGUCUGGUUAUUUAUACAUCUUCAGAAGAAGAAUUAUCUUA